Molecule: messenger RNA, 1054 nt
Organism: Lasiosphaeria miniovina
Lineage: Eukaryota; Fungi; Ascomycota; Sordariomycetes; Sordariales; Lasiosphaeriaceae
Product: aquaporin-like protein
Exons: 3
Coding region: 85-1026 (313 amino acids)
Biological process (GO): transmembrane transport; water transport
Cellular component (GO): plasma membrane
Molecular function (GO): water channel activity
Source: RefSeq, a predicted model, not a curated record
UGGAGAUCUCAACCGCCGGGAACCCGCGUCCAGCGCAUUCGAGCACGUCAACCCGGAUUCAAAAGAAGGCAACAAGUCGACAAAAUGCGGCCGCCCAACUUCCGCUUCCCUUCCUUCGCCUCUGCCGCUCCGGCUUCUUCCCAUGACAAGACUUCGCCGACCCUCCCAAUGCUCUCGCUGCCUACCACCGCACGCAAUAACAUAGUGGCGGCCCUGGGCGAGUUUGUGGGCACCUUCCUGUUCCUCUUCUUUGCCUUUGCCGGCACCCAGGUUGCCAACACGCCGCCGCCGUCCCCACCUCCGGCCGGUGUUGUGGCGCCCUCUAACCAGGUCUCUCUCAUCUUCAUCUCCCUCGCCUUCGGCACCAGUCUGACUGCCAAUGUCUGGGCAUUUUACCGCGUCACCGGCGGUUUGUUCAACCCGGCUGUGACGCUCUCGCUGGUCCUCGUCGGUGGCCUCCCCGCAGUACGCGCCCUCCUUGUGGUCCCGGCCCAGCUCCUUGGCGGGAUUGCUGCCGCCGGCGUCGUCUCGGCAUUGCUUCCUGGCCCUAUGGCUGUGGAAACGACACUGGGCGGCGGCGCGAGCGUCGUCCAGGGUCUGUUUAUUGAAAUGUUCCUCACGGCCGAGCUGGUGUUUGUUAUCAUUAUGCUGGCCGCCGAGAAGCACAAGUCGACAUAUUUAGCACCCGUGGCCAUUGGCAUCUCGUUCUUCCUGGCCGAGCUGGUUGGUGUCUACUACACCGGCGGCUCCCUCAACCCGGCUCGCUCGCUGGGCCCGGCCACCGUGAACCGCAGCUUCCCGGGCUAUUUCUGGAUCUACUGGGUUGGUCCGCUGCUGGGCUCGUUGCUCGCAUCGGCCUUCUACACGCUGCUCAAGUUCCUCCGCUGGAAAGAGGUCAACCCGGGCCAAGACUGGAACGACUCGGAGAAGCUCGAGUCGGAGAGACGUCUCGCCGAGGGCCGCGACGUUGUCGAAGCGUCGGCCGACAAGAGGAGCGGGAGCAGCGGCCGGGCCGAUCCCCAUUGAGAUGCAUGCACACACAGAGCUGCUGACA